ACAUAUUUAGUGAAUGACACAUUUUGCUAAUCGUAUCUCCUACAAUCUCUGAAAUAAAUUGUUAUAUUUUUUUAAAUAAUGGUGGAUCGCUUAGUGAAUAGUGAGGCAAAUGCAAGACGAAUUGCUAUGGUGGAAAACUGCUUCGGCGGUUCAGGGCAGCCACUUGCAGAGCAAGGUCGCGUCCUUGUGGGCGAGGGUGUCCUGACAAAGAUGUGUCGUAAAAAGCCAAAAGCUCGACAGUUCUUCCUUUUCAACGAUAUACUCGUUUACGGAAAUAUUGUCAUAAACAAAAAGAAAUACAAUAAGCAACAUGUCAUACCGUUGGAAGAAGUUAAGCUGGAGUCACUAAAAGAUGAAGGACAAUACAGAAACGGCUGGCUGAUCUGCACGGCGUCCAAGUCGUUCGCAGUGUACGCCGCGACGGCCACAGAGAAGGAGGAAUGGAUGGCGCACAUAGAGAAAUGUAUAGAGGAUCUUCUGAGGAAGAGUGGCAAACAACCGCCGUCGGAGCACGCAGCCGUAUGGGUGCCUGACAACGAGGCGUCCAUCUGCAUGCACUGCAAGAAGACACAGUUCACCGUCCUCAACAGGAGGCACCACUGCCGCAAGUGCGGCUCAGUAGUGUGCGGGCCGUGCUCGUCGAAGCGCUUCGUGCUGCGCGGCCAGAGCGAGAAGCCGCUGCGCGUGUGCCUGCAGUGCUACGACGAACUCAACCGCGAGCGCGCGCGCCCGCCCAACGCGCCCGCGCCGCCCGCCGCCAUGCCAGGUAGAUAUUAUUUCGACAACGCCGGCUCGGGCGGUGACUCGUCCGCCGACGACGACAGCGACGACGACGACGACAGGCCCAGCGCGGAGGAGAAACACGACGAGCCAAAGUUCUACGGUGACGGUGAUAAGACUGAAGAGACCAACAACCAUUCGUCCAAGGAGUCGGCCAAGUGAGGCGCGAACACCCGCUGUCCAAUACAGGUCUAAUAUAGGGAUUGUAUAACUUUAUACAACUUUUUCGAUAAUGUUUUAGGCGUUAUACAGCGUGUAUAAGUCCACGAAGUGCAUAGAGAUCACGAAUAAAGAACUAUACAGGGUUUCUUAAUCAGUGCUUAUAAUUACCGAAACUUCAAUGGUACAAUAUUAUUAGGUACUUUUUUGUCCAAUCUACGUCCUAAACUAAAAGUAGCAUAAAUUGUACCAUGGUGUUCUGUUGUAUACAACCAAAAUUCUGAACACUUUAGUUCUGAGAUUUACGAAUAUAAAGAUAUCUUUUGUGUCUUUUAACUUUGCAGGGAAACUAAAAAAAUAUCUCGAAUUUAUAAAGGCCUUGAAAUAAUAUUGCUAGACUAAGAAACCCUGUAUAGAUGAAUAUAAGAAGUCAUCUAAAUAUUUAUGAUCAGGUCAAAUUAUCUAACUUAUUAAUGAUUUUAUUUUAACUUGGCAUAAGUGGUUCCUGUUUUUUGUGCACUUCCUCGAUGGCACUCUGUUAUUGUUUAUAUUAUUUCUAACCAACACUCACCACGAAUGCCUUCUAAAACUUUUUUUACUCUAUUUAGAAACGUACUAGGUUUUUAAAUCCACGAUUUUAGUAAAAUAAAACCUAAUUUUGGGCAGACUUUGCGGUAAUCGCGAGUAUCCUUUGGGUAUGGUUUGCAGACAGCUUUAAAUACGCUCAAACGUAAACCGAGGGCUUUGAUUUUUCUUUUCGUAUUUUGUUUUGGGCCGUCCUCUGUGCUGAGCGAUAUCUUGCGAUGGCCACACUUUGUUAUAAAGCUAAGAACUCAUAGAGUGGUUUUCAUCCACAGCUGUUAUUUAAAACACCGCCGGUUUUUUCCCUAAAUAAGUAUCAGAUAUGUGAUGCGUGCAGUGGAAAUAGCUUGUGUCGUAGUAAUAUUGCGUGCUAUUAUUUAAUUGAGCACACAAAUCUAUAUUAUACUGAGACCUUGUGAGCUCUUAGCCUUAUAAUCACAGUCUACAGUUCUAUUAUCAUUGCUUCCCAUCGCUGAGGUUUCUGCUCAACACAGCGGUCGUCCUAAAAGGUAUUUAUUACUUGAACACCAUCAUGGUUCUAAUCGAUGUUUUAACAAUAUUAUAUAAGCUUAGUUUUAAUGUUAUGUCAAUACAUAUUUAAUAUUUACAUGAGUUAGCAUAUUUUUAUUAUAAACUUUAUCGUAGUUUCUAUUUUGCUAUUUCAAUUGUUGAAUAUUGCGGAUUGAUUUACAUUAAGGAUAAACUAUCUUGGGAAUGCAAUAUCAUUGAGGUAAAUGCAGAAUAUUUAUUUGAAGUUUCUUAAUCAUAUUAUGAUUAUCAUAUCUGAUAAAAACAUCUAUCAAUCGUCCGUGUCAGUAUAAAAAUUUAAGAAAACAUAGCAGCAAAAACAGUUUUAAGAAUGAAUCACCUGUUAAGAAACAACGCAUUUAAGACAAUAUUGUUAGCCAUCCAUAGGAGUUCAAAAGAGUCGAAAUUAUUCAAACCAGUCUUUAAUUUUGGAAAUCGAAAUAUCUUUCUUUAAAAAAGUAUCUUCAGUAAGUACAUUCGCAGGGGGCAGGAUAACCCUAUUACAAAAUGACGAAUUACUCCAAUGGGUUUUGAUCCUAAUUAAUUUAGUGCUAGAUUGAAAUUUUGGUUUAUUUGGUUGCGGGCAGUAUACGAACGGGUUGUGAUAUUACAUUUCCAAGUGGCUCUAAUUAUCAUUUGUAACAAAUUUUGUAAACAAACGCUGAGUAAGCAUUGUAUAUGUAUAUUAGAAAUUUAGUUAUAAGUGGUGCAUAACGGCGAUUUGUUUCGUUUGAAACAAAAUUUUAAUUUAUAAGUAAUUUUAUUAUAGGUAGCUUGUUCGCGGAUCAUCUAUAUUGUUUACAGUCGGCUCUGUAUGUCUCGUUUUAUUUAUAAAAUGAUAACUUAGGCCUAAAAUAUAACACGUUACGAUAUGUACUGUUUCUGUUAAUUUCCAAAAUAUUGCUAAGCUAAAUAUGUUAAGAUAUUGUUUAAUGUUCAGUUGACAAAUAUACAAUAAUAUUUUUUAAAACGUA
Ostrinia nubilalis (European corn borer) is the source of this 3023-nucleotide messenger RNA. It is a transcript of the gene rush, whose product is annotated as pleckstrin homology domain-containing family F member 2. Bases 79 to 942 code for a protein of 287 amino acids. Gene Ontology annotation, cellular component: early endosome. The transcript has 8 exons. Gene Ontology annotation, biological process: endosome organization; endosome to lysosome transport. Gene Ontology annotation, molecular function: phosphatidylinositol binding; metal ion binding. NCBI's taxonomy places the organism in Eukaryota, Metazoa, Arthropoda, Insecta, Lepidoptera, Crambidae. The record is from RefSeq and is a predicted model, not a curated record.